Owenia fusiformis is the source of this 390-nucleotide messenger RNA. The record is from the annotation of a GenBank genome assembly. Lineage: Eukaryota; Metazoa; Annelida; Polychaeta; Sabellida; Oweniidae.
CAAAAUUCCUCAGCAUUAUGACAGUCAUUUAGUUCACAAUACAUUUAGAUUGCUUCGAUAAAGGGGAGUGCGUUCAUGGCACCUUCGAUACAUCUGGGGAUGUUUGCGGAUGUGUGUGUGAGAACUUAUGGCAAGGAAGAACCUGUAACGUAUGUAAUCCAUCUGAGUGUAAAAAUGGCGGAGUUUGGAACUCAGCCAGUUGCAAGUGCGAUUGUUCGGGAAUUUGGGGCGGCGCGGAUUGUUCUGUUAAUUGUACUGUUGGUGAUCCGGCUAAGUGGCCGUGUGGUUCUGUCAGUGAGACGGAAUUCACAUACUCGUGCCCGAAUAGAUGGUUUAGAAACCAAUGCAGUGCAACCUGUUAUCCAAAGUGCAUGAAAAUGUAUCUUAAAG